This is a messenger RNA of Drosophila takahashii, 1512 nucleotides long. Its product is annotated as glucose transporter GlcP. Gene Ontology annotation, molecular function: transmembrane transporter activity. NCBI's taxonomy places the organism in Eukaryota, Metazoa, Arthropoda, Insecta, Diptera, Drosophilidae. Gene Ontology annotation, cellular component: membrane. Gene Ontology annotation, biological process: transmembrane transport. The record is from RefSeq and is a predicted model, not a curated record.
AGCUAGCGAACGAAACCUGUCGACUUUUUAACAAUGAGUGGAAUGCAAACCACAAAUGUGGGUGCAAAUCCCAAUUCCCCGAUCCCAAUGGAGACCAUCGUCAUCGCAUCCGCACCACCGCCAGAGCCCAGAAAACCAGCUGUUAUCGUUAAUCGCAGUGGAUACUUUUCCCGAAUCAAUAGGCAAAAUAUUACGCCCUAUGCAGUUUUCUUCCUUUUUAUCUAUGGCGGCAUGGAUUUUGCCGCCAGUUUGGGCUGGAAUGAGACCUACAGCGUCCUCCUGUUCACGGAGUACUCGUACUGUUGGUUCAUAGGAGUCGUUAUUGGAGCUCUGGCCGCUGCUCUCACCAUGACUUUCCUGCCCAAGCAGGUCUACUAUGUCUUUGGAGGACUAAUGCAGCUUACUGGCUCCAUAAUAUUCACAGCUGCUCCCGAGGACUACGCAGCCUGUUUGGCUGCCCGCUAUUUGGCCGGCUUGGGCAUUGGCCUCAUCACGGUGCCCUUCCUGAUCCACAACGCCGAGGUGGCUCCCAGAAACUUUAGAGCAGUCAGUGGCGCCACAGAGCAGUGCGGCCUGUCCUUGGGCAUUGUCGUUCAAGUGGUCUUCACCACGGAAUGGGCUUCGAUAGUGGGAUCCACACCCAACCUGGUACACGGCAUCAUUGGGAUCGUAAUCUCUCUGAUUGGUCUGGCGAUGACAGGCCUGGCGGUGGAGUCACCCAUCUUCUACCUGCGUCGAAACCAGGAGACUUUGGCGCGGAGGAGCCAGGAGAAGCUACUUGGUCACGCCCCGGGUGGCGUGAAUGCGGCUCUGGAGGAGGCCAGGAAGUAUGUGGCGGAGAGCGAUAGUCGGAGCCUGGGCGAGGAUCUGGUGGCCUCCGUGAUGCCCUUCCUGAAGAUGCUCUUCUUCCGCUGCUUUGUCGCCUUCUCCUUCUCCCUGCCGCUCACCAUAUCGAUCAUCAGCAGCACCGCAGUGGCGGAGCGAUCCCUCAGCGCUUGGCCAAUGUACCUGUUUGGAGUGCUCCGUUCGAUCUCCGUCAUGGUGGCCCUGUGCUGCGUGGACUCAUUCGGUCGCAAGGCUGUCUCACUGGUGGGCCUGCUCGUUAUGGCCGGAAUGAGUCUGGGCCUGGCGGGGAUCUAUGCCGAUUUGGCCAACAUAAGCAGCGGUUACUACAUGACCCAGGCCACUAAUAUCGCUCUGGCCUUCCAGGCUUUCGCCGGAUUCUUCAUCUGCAGCUCAUCCGCUUACAUGGGCGAGGCCUUUCCCCUGCGACUCAAGUCGGCUUGCGUAGGAUUUAUCGUCAUCAUGGAGCAGAUCAUCCACGUCAUCGUAAUCGCCUGCGUCAGUCCUGUGCCCAGCCAGCAUUUCCUUUUCCAGUACUUUUUGGCCACAGGCAUUAUCAUGCUGGUGGGAGUGAUUUUCUUUGCCGUCUCCAUGCCGGAAACAAAGAAAAUGACACUCCGACAGGCUAACCACCGUUUCCAGGGGUGGUACGACAUAAAGAUCUAUUAG